This is a messenger RNA of Penicillium olsonii, 1503 nucleotides long. NCBI's taxonomy places the organism in Eukaryota, Fungi, Ascomycota, Eurotiomycetes, Eurotiales, Aspergillaceae. The record is from the annotation of a GenBank genome assembly.
AUGGACAUUGAAAAAGUGAUCAGAGACCUCCACCCCCUUGGCGGGCAGGUGCUCCCGAUCCGGACAGUUCAAGAGACACGGCCAGUGGAGGAAUUUGCCGAUGCUCUUGUCGCAGAAGUCAACGUCAAAGCCGCAUCCAAGGUCAUCAAGGCCCUCGACUCUGCGUUUCCCAAAGACCCAAACCUCCCACUAUCCCACCUUCGCCGGUUUGCGAAAAGAGAGAUGCUCCCGCAACCACUGAGAGAGGCAAUAGAGACCCAAAAUGCACCGGCAGCACCAGGGCAAACAUUAUUCGUCCUACUCUCACCACCCCUCCCGGAUGCCGAGAAAUUGAAGGCCAUUCUUACCCCGUUUGCGCCAACACCAGCACCUACUACGCCCACUGACACAGCUGCAGAUGGCGCAGCAGAAGAGUCGCCGGUCCCAACGAUCCAUCUUCACCCUGUAAAAGUUCCUCUAUACCCUCCUUUCAACACAACUCAAGCCGAGACGUGGACCAAGACCCUCUGGCCAGUCGUCUUCAACCCAGCUGCGCCGCGCUCUUUCGUCGCACCGCCUCCACAAACCUUAGCCCGCGCACAAGAGUCUAUUGAACCACACGCAGGGUACUACCUGUCCCUUGCUCAAAGAGUCGCACAAGAAGCAGAGCAAUCCGGUCUAGGCCGUAGCGUUGGCGCCGUAAUUGUCGACCCAGCAAUCGCAUCUGAACUAGCCCCCGAAGACAACGACCAGACAACAUGGGACGAAGCCGUCCUAGCCGUCGCCGGCGACGCGCGAUAUUCCCGACCAGAAGGCGGUGCUCCAUCUCAGGCCCAGCAACACCCAUAUAUCGCACCAAACCCCGCCAGCAAAACAUACAAUGCCGAUCUCGAAGGCGGGCCCGAACUACACGCCCUGAUGCGCGCGGUGGAACUCAUCGCGCGCUGGCGGAGAGAAAACGACCGCGAGGGCCCAUCCGAUACACCGGAAUCGGCGAGGCUGAGUCCGCUCGAAUCCCACUUUUUAUAUCGGCACAGUCCUGUCCCAGUGCCUCUUUCGCCUUCCUCGUUGAAGAGGAAGCAUGAGGAUCAUGUUUCGGAGUCUGACAUCGUUCCUGCUUCGAAUGAUCUUCAUACUCCGCUUCCUGCGCCGCCGUCGGUGGAUCAUGCGGCUCCUGCGCCUGCGACGCCGCGCAUUCGCACCCGCGCACAAGGCGGCUACCUCUGUACAGACCUAGAUGUAUAUCUUUCUCACGAGCCGUGUGUGUGUUGUUCGAUGGGUCUACUUCUUUCUCGAUUCCGGGCUGUGGUUUUCCCCCGGGGAGGGCGAUUGGAGAGUGGUGGGCUUGCGUCGGAGCCAGUGGUGGGACCCGUUGCUGAAGAUGGGACUGAGGCUAGCUCUGGGGAACAUGAGAGAGGCUACUAUGGACUACAUUGGAGAAAGGAAUUGAACUGGCGGGCUCUAGGGUUUGAAUUUGUGGAGGACGUUGACGUGGAGGGUGAUGGCGCCGUCUUCCAUGCUUGA